Messenger RNA from Mustela erminea (ermine), 6726 nucleotides. RefSeq names its product peroxidasin like (gene PXDNL). The coding region runs from base 928 to 5328 and encodes 1466 amino acids. The record is from RefSeq and is a predicted model, not a curated record. Lineage: Eukaryota; Metazoa; Chordata; Mammalia; Carnivora; Mustelidae. Gene Ontology annotation, biological process: response to oxidative stress. The transcript has 23 exons. Gene Ontology annotation, molecular function: heme binding; protein binding; peroxidase activity.
GGAUAAAACCAUAAACCUUUUCUAAACACCUGCUUAGAGUAACCAAAAAACUCGUUUAAAGCAUAUUUAUUGAAGUCUGUCUUUGCCAGUGUCCUCCGGGCCACUCAACUCAGUGACCCGUGGCUAAUUAAACCUGGUAGAGAAUGUGUCUUCAGCCAUUGGUGCUGCCACUGAGCCCAGCGGUGGCUCGACCUUGUUCUAUUUUACACAUACGUUUGUCUAUCAGUUUGUCUUCUCUGCAUGGUGGUGUAGUAGUUCAUGAUGUAGACAUAACAGCUUUAAAUACUAAAGGAAGAAAUCGAAGUAGCUUGUUUGAAUCUUCGUGAGUGAAAUGCUUUGGGUUUGAGGUGUAGAAUAUAUAGGAAGAAAGGAAACCAUUUUUUGAAAGCAUGCUUUGGAGCCGGGAAGGAAAAUGUGAGCCCAGAUCAACUAAUUAGAGCUCUGCCCUUUAGGAUUUGGUAAUAACUGCUGCCUAAAAAGAAAAGCUGUUCUCCAUCGAUUCAAUAAGUAAUCAGCUUGCGCUUCAGAAGGACAGCCGGGGGAGAAAAAAGGACAGCUAGGGGCUAAGAGGCUAGCGCUUACAUAACAUGUAAAAUGGAAGCAACUUUGGAAAAGUUUGUAUUUGCAUUAUGCUGCCGGAAUAGAGGGCGUUUGUUUCCUGAAAUGGCCUUUGCGCGGACUAGCUUCUCCGCGUCCCGAGUCCUGCGCCCCCUUGAGGCGGCGGGUGCCCUAAGCCCUGUAAUGUGAUCUCCCUGCUCCUGGAUUGGUCGGAGGCUGAGUUUCCCCCCAGGAGCAGCGCCUAGCCGGGGCUCCCAAGGCGGCCCCGCACCGCACGGCACGUCCCGCACCGCAGCCGCCGCCGCCGCUUCCGUCGCCACCACCGCGGCUGCUGCUCCUGCUUCUUGGCUUCCAGCAGCGAAUGGAGCGAUGGAGUCCAGACUCUCCUGCUGGACCGCUUGCUUUCUCCUGGUCGUUUGGUGCCUGCCAGUGCUGCCCUGCCCUAGCCGGUGCCUUUGCUUGAAGAGCACCGUUCGCUGUGUGCACUUGAUGCUGGAUCACGUUCCUCAGGUGCCGCAUCAGACCACAGUUCUAGACUUGAGGUUUAACAGAAUACAAGAAAUUCCUGGGAGUGCCUUCAAGAAACUCAAGAAUUUGAACACUCUUCUCCUGAACAACAACCAAAUCAGACAGAUUUCCAGAAAUGCUUUUGAAGGACUUGAAAAUUUGCUUUAUCUGUAUCUGUACAAGAACGAAAUUCAUGCCCUAGAUAAGCAAACAUUUAAAGGACUCAUAUCUUUGGAACAGCUGUAUAUUCAUUUCAACCAAAUAGAAACGCUACAGGCGGAGACCUUUGGAGACCUUCUCAAAUUAGAGCGACUGUUUUUGCAUAACAACAGAUUAUCUAAAAUCCCGGCUGGGAGCUUUUCUCAUCUGGAUUCAUUAAAGAGACUGCGUCUGGAUUCCAAUGCUCUAGUUUGUGACUGUGAUUUAAUGUGGCUGGGGGAACUUAUGCAAGGCUAUGCCCGAAUUGGCCAAACUCAGGCUGCUGCUACAUGUGAAUAUCCCCGAAGGCUCCAGGGACGCUCCAUCGCUUCGUUAACAGUAGAGGAGUUCAACUGUGAGAGUCCUCGAAUUACUUUUGAGCCCCAAGAUGUGGAGGUAACAUCAGGGAAUACUGUCUACUUUACUUGCCGGGCUGAAGGAAAUCCUAAACCGAAGAUUAUUUGGAUACAUAACAACCACUCAUUGGAUUUGGAAGAUGAUUCUCGAUUUAACUUGUUUGAUGAUGGGACACUCAUGAUCCGAAACACUCGUGAGUCAGACCAAGGUGAAUAUCAGUGUAUGGCCAGAAACUCAGCUGGAGAGGUCAAGACACAGAAUGCCAUGCUCAGAUACUCCAGUCCUCCAGCCAAGCCUAGUUUUAUAAUUCAGCCUCAGGACACAGAGGUUUUAAUUGGCACCAGCACAACUUUGGAAUGUAUGGCCACAGGCCACCCACACCCCCAUGUCACUUGGACUAGGGGCAGCGGAGAGGCCCUGGAUCGAUCCAGGCACCUGACUACUUCUGGAGGGCUAUACUUACAGAAUGUCACCCUGCAGGAUCAUGGUCAAUUUACCUGUCACGCCGACAAUAAUCAAGGCUCUGUUCAAGCUACAGCAAACAUAAUUGUACAAGCUCCUCCACAAUUCAGAGUAAUCCCCAAGGAUCAAGUGGUGCUAGAAGGACACACUGUCAAAUUUCUCUGUGAAGCUGAAGGCAACCCACCUCCAAUAAUUGCCUGGACCAAAGCAGGAAGGCAACUCUCUCAGGAAAGUCUACAUACAGUUCUCUCCUCUGGAACUUUGAGAAUUGAGCAUGCAGCACAUUAUGACCAAGGCCAAUAUGAAUGUCAGGCAGUAAGUCCGUUGGGAGUGAAAAAAGUAUCUGUCCAGCUAACUGUAAAACCCAAAGCUCUCCCAGUGUUUACGCAACUACCUCAGGAUACAAGUGUAGAGGUUGGCAACAAUAUAAAUAUUUCAUGUCAUGCUCAAGGAGAACCACAGCCCAUAAUUACCUGGAACAAGGCAGGUGUUCAGAUUACUGAGAGUGGUAAAUUCCAUGUCAGUGGUGAAGGCAUGCUAACCAUCUAUGAUGCAGGGCAAGCUGAUCAAGGAAGAUAUGAAUGUGUAGCACGGAAUUCAUUUGGCUUUGUUGUAACCAAUAUGUUUCUCACAGUUGUAGCAAUACAGGGUAGACAAGCUGGCGAUGACUUUGUUGAAUCAUCCAUUCUUGAUGCUGUACAGAGGGUUGACAGUGCAAUUAACUCCACACGAAGACAUUUGUUUUCACAAAAACCUCGCACCCCUGGUGAUCUGCUGGCUCGGUUUCGCUAUCCACAUGACCCAUUUACUGUGGAGACAGCAAGAGCUGGGGAGAUUUUUGAGCACACACUUCUGCUGAUCCAGGAACAUGUGAAGCAGGGGCUCACUGUUGAUUUGGAGGGCAGAGAAUUCCGCUACAAUGACUUGGUGUCCCCGCACUACCUCAGCCUCAUCGCCAACUUAUCUGGAUGUACAGCCCACAGGCAGGUGCCCAACUGCUCUGAUAUGUGUUUCCAUCAGAAGUACCGAGCCCAGGAUGGGACGUGCAACAACCUGCAGCACCCCACGUGGGGUGCCUCCCUGACUGCCUUUGAGCGCAUCCUGAAGCCUGCCUACGAGAACGGCUUCAACCUGCCACGUGGGGUCGGCCGUCACACCCUGUCGGGCCGGCAUCCGCUCCCACCGCCCAGGCUGGUCUCCACAGAGCUGGUGGCUACGGCCACUGUCACCCCUGACCAUCAAUACACACACAUGCUCAUGCAGUGGGGCCAAUUUUUAGACCAUGAUCUGGACCACACAGUGCCUGCGUUGAGCACAUCUCGCUUCUCUGACGGGCGGCUGUGUAGCUCGGUGUGUACGAAUGAUCCGCCUUGCUUCCCCAUCAUCAUUCCUGACUCUGAUCCCCGAGGGACUCGAGCGCCAUGCAUGUUCUUUGCACGCUCCAGUCCCGUGUGUGGCAGCGGCAUGACCUCCUUGGUGAUGAAUUCAGUCUACGCGAGAGAACAGAUUAACCAGCUCACAGCAUAUAUAGAUGCCUCUAAUAUCUAUGGGAGUUCAGAGCGGGAAUCUCAAAUUCUGCGAGACUACUCAGAGCCCCGAGGACUCCUGAGGACAGGCUUGCCAUGGGUCCCAUCCGGAAAGCCCUUACUGCCCUUUUCCUCGGGCCCACCGACUGAGUGCACAAGGCCAGAGCAGGACAGCCGCAGCCCCUGUUUCCUGGCCGGGGACCACAGGGCAAACGAGCAGCUGGCCCUCACAGCCAUGCACACCUUGUGGUUUCGGGAACACAACAGGGUCGCCACGGAGCUGUCUGCCCUGAAUCCCCACUGGGACGGAGACACCCUUUAUCAUGAAGCCAGGAAGAUUGUAGGUGCUCAGCUGCAGCACAUUACCUACAGCCACUGGCUGCCCAAGAUUCUGGGGGAACCUGGCAUGAAGAUGCUGCAGGAUUACCAGGGCUACAACCCCAAUGUGAAUGCAGGGAUCAUUAACUCUUUUGCUACUGCAGCCUUCAGAUUUGGUCACACGUUAAUCAAUCCUAUUCUUUAUCGACUGAAUGACACCUUCGGAGAAAUCCCUGAAGGCCACCUUCCACUCCAUAAAGCUUUCUUUUCACCCUCCAGAAUAAUCGAGGAAGGUGGGAUAGAUCCACUCCUUCGAGGGUUAUUUGGUGUGGCCGCUAAAUUGCGGGUGCCUUCCCAGCUGCUCAGUGUAGAGUUAACCGAGAAGCUGUUCUCCAUGGCCCACUCUGUAGCGCUGGAUUUGGCUGCCACCAACAUUCAAAGGGGGCGAGACCACGGGAUCCCUCCCUAUGCUGACUUCAGAGUUUUCUGCAAUUUGACAUCUGUUGAAAAUUUUGAGGAUCUUCAAAAUGAGAUUAAAGAUUCAGAGAUUCGACAAAAACUGAAAAAGUUGUAUAGCACACCAGGCAACAUUGACUUCUGGCCUGCCCUCAUGGUUGAAGACCUGAUCCCUGGCACAAGAGUGGGACCAACACUUAUGUGCCUGUUUGUUACCCAGUUUCAGCGGUUAAGAGAUGGAGAUAGGUUCUGGUAUGAGAACCCCGGGGUGUUCACUCCAGCACAGCUCACUCAGCUGAAGCAGGCAUCACUGGGCCGUGUGCUCUGUGACAAUGGUGACAACAUCCAGCAAGUCCAGGCUGAUGUCUUCGUAAAGGCACAGUACCCGCAGGAUUACCUGAGCUGCAGUGAGAUACCGCAGGUCGAUCUGCGAGUGUGGCAAGACUGCUGUGAAGACUGUAGGAGUAGAGGACAGUUCAGAGCAUUUACACAAGAAUCUCGAAAGAAACGUUCUGCUCAGUACAGCUAUCCUGAUGAGAAAGAUAAGGACUUAAGUGAUCUACUCAGUAGGCAGCAAGAUCAUUUGUACAUUGAUGAAGAUGGUAGACAUGUGACAUUUCUGCCAAAAGCAGAGUUUGCCCAAGAUUUCAGCAAUUUUGCAGUGGAAACUCAAAAAACCAUCAAAGCUCUCAGAGAACAGAUAAACAAGCUGGAGGCACGCCUCAGGCAGGCGGGAUGCACAGAUGAUAAAGGGAUUCGAAGAAAAGACAGUGAGCACUGGAUGAAAGAAGACUGCAUUAGCUGUAUGUGUAAGAGUGGCCAGGUCACCUGUGUAGUAGAGACGUGUCCUCCAGCUCCAUGUCCGAGUCUUGAAUUGGUGAAAGGAACCUGCUGUCCAGUUUGCAGAGGCCCAGGAAUGCCAGCUGAUUCCCCAGAGAAACACUAAUCAGUUCACUGCUCUUGAGCUCUGAAUGGGGGAAUUUCUCAGGAAAAGGCAGUGAAGCACUUUUAACCUAUAGUCACACUCCUGGCAUAGAAAACACUGAUUAAAAACAAAUUAGUUCAUUUAACCCUUCAGCAUACUAUAAAGGCUUGGAUCUUUUCAUUUGCUAACACACCUUGAAGUAAUGCAAAAUUAAAGUCCAAAAAGAGGAUAAGGAUUACUUUCUUGUGAGAAAUAUUUCUUGUUGUAAGCUACCAGUUUUAUAUACUGUACAUAGAAAUUAAAAAAAAUAAUCAUGCAAUAUUUUUUUUUAAAUCUGAGUAUUGUGGAAAAAAAAUCUCUCAUUUCAAAAUUCUGAGAAAUCCUGAUCUCCAGGAGUUUUGACAGAAUGUGUUUUACAUUCAGAGAAAACAUCUGGAAAGAUCUGUGAUGACUUUGGCUCAUGUAAUCCAUGCUGCUUUCCUCACUCCACUCCGUCUCUCACAUCUAGAACAUAAAAAAAUGCCUAGAUUUUUCUAGAAAGGUAUUUACCUGAACCAUUAGUAGGCACCACCUUCUAGAGCAUGAGGGAAAAUUCAGUGAAAGUAUAUUUGGUGGAGUUUGCCAUUUUUACAUUUGGCUGGAAAAUACAAACACUGUGAUGGAAAGAGCCUUCAAAGGAGCCUUGCUCAAUUUCUGCCUUUCCCUCAUUUGUCAUUAUUAUCACUAGUGAAAUGUCAAAAUUGAAAUUUACCAAGUCUGAGCAAUUCCCAGGAACAAUCUGAAUUUACUAUCAGAAGAAUUGGAAAUGCUUUUGACUUAAACAAAAUGUGUUGUUACGAGGUUUCUUCUAAUUUUGGCACUCUCUUACAGCAUUUAAAAUACAAUCCAAUAGACAAUAGGUUAGUUAUAUUCGGAAUUGAGUAUUUAGUAAAUUAGGUGGGUUUCACUUAGUAAAUUCUUUUUUUAAAAGGUGCAUAAAAGGUGCACCCACAGUACUUGGGGUUGUUUGCAGUUUUUGGUAGAUUUCUUUAAGAAAUUCUUUGUUGCAGGACUUUGAAGAGACUUCAUGUAGUGUCCUGCCCAAAGGGGCUCUCAGGGUGAUAACACUACUGUUUUCCAAUUACAAAAUAAACAUUUAACACCGGGCACAAUCUCCCAAUAUUUAGAAGCAUUAUGUAAAAUGCAGUAUUCAUUAUAGUGGAAAUAUUUUCAUGGUUUUAAUAUUAUGAGUGAGGAAAGAUGUUUUCAGAGUUUGAUAAUAAUGUUAUUAUUUUAAAAAUGUAUUGGUGAUUCCCUCCUAAGAUUCAAAAUAAUUUUUUACUAAAAAGUUUAAGGACAAAACAAUAAGCUCUAAAAGUUUGAUGUUUAAUUUUUUUUUUUUAAAGAUUUUACUUACUCAUUUGACACAGAGAGACACAU